Messenger RNA from Ostrinia furnacalis (Asian corn borer), 2366 nucleotides. Its product is annotated as protein HID1. The coding region runs from base 1 to 2037 and encodes 678 amino acids. The record is from RefSeq and is a predicted model, not a curated record. Gene Ontology annotation, cellular component: Golgi trans cisterna; Golgi medial cisterna; membrane. The transcript is spliced from 15 exons. Lineage: Eukaryota; Metazoa; Arthropoda; Insecta; Lepidoptera; Crambidae.
AUGGUGACAACGCCUACCGCUUUUCUCCGCAACCCAUUGUAUCCAGCAGGGUUAUUCCGAAAAACAUCCGAAGUUUUGAAUGUCGCCAUCACUCUCACGCAAAGCGAGAUGUACCAGGAGCGACGAUGCCAGGAGCGCGCCGAAGAACUGUCAUCGCUAGACAGCUGCGAGUACAUUUGGGCGGGCGGCGUGGGCUUCGCGCGCUCGCCGCCGCGCGUGCCCGCGCACGAAGCCGCUCGCACUGAACUGCUGCGGCUGCUACUUACCUGCUGCAGCGAGACCGUCUACCAGCCCGCCAGCAGGGCCGCCACGCACCAUAACAAGUGGAUCGCAUACCUCACGAGUCCCGAGAAUCGUCACGCGCUGCCGCUGUUCACAUCGCUUCUGAACACAGUGUGUGCCUACGACCCGGUGGGGCUCGGCCUGCCCUACAACCACCUUCUGUUCAACGACACCCUGGAGCCGCUGGUGGAGGUAGCACUACAAAUCCUAAUUGUGACUUUGGACCAUGACACAAGCAACACUCUCAAUGAAGAAACUGAUGAAAGUCUACCAGACAACCUGUUCAUCAACUACCUCUCACGCAUCCACCGCGACGAAGACUUCCAGUUCCUUCUCCGCGGCGUGACGAGACUCCUCAACAACCCGCUGGCCCAGACCUACCUGCCCAACUCCGCCAAGAAGGUCAGCCUGCACCAGGAGCUACUGGUGCUGUUCUGGAAGAUGUGCGACUAUAACAAGAAAUUCAUGUACUACGUGCUGAAGAGCAGCGAUGUCCUCGAAGUACUGGUGCCGAUCCUCUACCACCUCAACGAUUCGCGCGCGGACCAAUCUCGCGUGGGCCUAAUGCAUAUCGGCGUAUUCAUCCUUCUUCUCCUAUCCGGGGAGCGCAACUUCGGCGUGCGUCUGAACAAGCCCUACGCAGCCGCCGUGCCCAUGGACAUCCCGGUGUUCACGGGCUCCCACGCGGACUUACUGGUCGUGGUGUUCCACAAGGUGGUCACCACGGGCCACCAGCGCCUGCAGCCGCUGUUCGACUGCCUGCUCACCAUCCUGGUCAACGUGUCCCCGUACCUCAAGACGCUGUCCAUGGUGGCGUCGACCAAACUCCUGCACCUUCUGGAAGCGUUCAGCACGCCGUGGUUCCUGUUCUCGCGGCCGCAUCACCACCACUUGGUUUUCUUCCUACUGGAGAUGUUCAACAAUAUGGUGCAGUACCAGUUUGAUGGUAAUUCGAACCUGGUGUACACCAUCAUCCGCAAGCGCGCGGUGUUCCACAGCCUGGCCAACUUGCCUCAGGAGCACGCCGCCAUCGCGCGCUCGCUGGCCGCCGGGAAGGGCCGAUCGUUCUCCGCCGCUAAGCCCGAGCUGCCCAGGUCGCGCAGCGCGGAGUCGGUGUCGGAGGCGGUGAUGGAGGGCUCCCGGCCCGCGCAGCCCGCCGAGCCCGGCACGCUCAACCCCACGCUCGCCGAGACGCCAGCGAUAGCAGCCAUGACGGAGCGCGAGUCGGCGCACCCCGCGCCGCCGCCAGAAGGCACGCAGCUACUGCCGCGCCGCAGCGGGGAUGGACAAGACUUAGCAGCGACUACGCCGGAGCCAGACAAUGAUAAGGACAACGACGACGAAGGUGAUAGUGAGCGGAGAGACAGCAUAAGAAAGAACAGCACCGGCUCCGUCAAGUCGUCGUCCGAAGCGAACGCUUGGCGGCCCAGCAGCGCGUGGGUGGCGAGCUGGCGUGCCAAGCUGCCGCUGCAGACCAUCAUGCGCCUGCUGCAGGUGCUGGUGCCGCAGGUCGAGAAGAUCUGCAUCGACAAGGGCCUGACGGACGAGUCGGAGAUCCUGCGCUUCCUGCAGCACGGCACGCUGGUGGGGCUGCUGCCGGUGCCGCACCCCAUCCUCAUCCGCAAGUACCAGGCCAACGCCGGCACCGCCGCCUGGUUCCGUACAUACAUGUGGGGAGUCAUCUACAUACGGAACGUGGACCCGCCCAUAUGGUACGACACGGACGUGAAGUUAUUCGAGAUCCAGCGCGUAUGAGGCCGCACGACGCCGCGGCGGCGCUCACCAAAGCUACAGUCUCCCAGCAUUUACCUUGUUUGCGGUUGUCACGCGCGGCUUACCUUGUUUAUGUAUGGACACUCACGGGUAAAACCACGAAUGGAUUUUGCACUUUGUGUCUUUGGUGAAAGGUUUAAAUCAGUUGAGCAGUUUGUCGUUUCUUUUAGGCGAAUGUACAGCUUGUAUACAAUGUGUGUGAUGUAUAUUCAUAAUCCUACACAUACAAAGUGCAUUUAUUCUACUACGCGAACCAUAUCUUUUCUAUUGACCCAACGUUGGAGUAUAAAAAAAUAUAAAACCCAUAGCAG